AUGAUCGAAAAAUUCCCGAUUCUCUUCAACCUAAAUUUAUAUUCAUCAUAUAGAUACCUUAAGCCGUGGCUUGGAGAUAGUGUACUCUUCACUCACGGCACCAAAUGGCUAAAACAGAGAAAAACGAUAUUAGACACAUUUCGUAUACAAAUAUUGAGGACAUAUGUACCUGUAUUUUAUGAGAACAGUCAGGAUCUGGUGAGGCGACUUGGCGAUGAAAUCAACCAACAAUUCGAUUGCCAUGAUUACUUAUCAGAGGUAGCUGUUAACAUUAUAGUGGAAACAGCAAUGGGUGUUAGCAGAGAGAAGGUUAAACACAUCGGAUUUGACUAUGCAAUGGCCGUUAGGAAACUGGGCGAGAUCGUGCACAAAAGGCAUUUCAAUCUGUU
This is a messenger RNA of Dinoponera quadriceps, 389 nucleotides long. RefSeq names its product cytochrome P450 4g15-like. Lineage: Eukaryota; Metazoa; Arthropoda; Insecta; Hymenoptera; Formicidae. The record is from RefSeq and is a predicted model, not a curated record. The transcript has 3 exons. Gene Ontology annotation, molecular function: monooxygenase activity; iron ion binding; heme binding. The annotation marks the transcript as partial.